UAAAUAGGAGGGCAAGAAGGUUUUGAGAAUGGCUAUGAAGGGUCCAGAAGUAGAAGAUUGUUUCUUAGAUGAGUGAGUUUAAGCUAUGAGUGAGAAGUGAGAGACUCAAAUAGUAUUAGCCUUGCUUUGUUGGACAUGAUCUCCAUCAUAUUGUGCUAGCUUUUUCUUUCAACUACAAUUUGCAGGAAAAGUUGGCCAUGGCUACCGGUGCAACUGAUACUUCACAAGAAAAAGUACUUCAAUGCGAAGAUACUAUCAUUGACGUUACAGACGUCAGGGACCCUAAGUGGGCCCCCGAGUGUUGCAUCUACAAGGUCCCCAAAAGACUUAGCAAGGUAAAGGAACAACCCUACACUCCAAAGCUAAUUUCAAUAGGCCCUGUUCAUCACAACAACGGCGAAUAUAAGGACAUGCAAAUGGUAAAAGAACGUUAUUUCAAGGCGUUCUUUUCUCGGACUUGUAAAGGCCAGAAGGAGUUUGCAUGCAUCAUUGAAAAAAACAAAGAUAAGAUCUGCAACUGUUACGCACCAGAGAUUUCUCAAUGCAUCGAAAAUGAAAAUUUCGUGAAAAUGGUUCUACUGGAUUCUAUCUUUAUCAUUGAGCUCUUCAUGAGGAGUUAUAGAGAAGAAGAUGAAAAUGAUUACAUAUUAAGCAAAUCAUGGCUAAAGGAUGGCAUAAUGCAAGACUUGAUAUUACUUGAGAAUCAGCUUCCAUUUUUUAUUCUUGACAAGUUAUAUCAACAUUAUACAAGCAAUCCUACUUUUCUUGAACUUGCCUGUAAUUACUUCUUUUCUAGCAAGGAGAUACGCUUUGAGAAGGUAGUAAAACAUUUCACUGAUUUGCAGAGAAAUUUCUUCCUCCCACCUAACCAAAAACCUGGAAAUCCUAUUGUACAUCGACAUAGUGCAACAAAGCUGGAUAUGGCAGGAUUGAUAUUCCAAAAUAGGAAAGGAGAAAUGGCAGGAUUUAUAUUCCGAAAUAGGGAAGGAGAAGAAAAAAAUAGACACUUACUUCACGUAGAAAUCCAGAAAGGUAAUAAAUUGUUGGAAAUAUUUCCGUGUUUCAAUUGUUCAUGGCUCUUGCAUUGCUUACCAUGCUUGAAAAAAAUUCCUUUCCUGGAGAGUAUGCAAACUCGCUUGCUAAUCCCACACUUUGUGGUAGAUAACAAAACUGAAGACCUUUUUCGAAAUCUCAUGGCUCUUGAGCAGUGUCAUUAUCCAAAAGAAGCUUACAUAUGCAAUUAUAUCUUGCUAUUGGAUUUUCUUAUCAAUAGUAAAGAUGACGUGGAGUUGCUUGUUGAGGAGGGGAUUAUUGUUAACUCCUUAGGUAGCAAUAAAGCAGUUGCCGACAUGGUUAACAAACUUGGCCAAGAAAUUGUGGAAGAAAAAUCCUAUUACCAUGAUGUUGCUGAAGAUCUUAAUAAGUACUACCGCAACUGGUGGAAUAAAAAUAUGGAAUCCUUGAAAACUGUUUAUUUUCGGGAUAUUUUGAGAGGGACGGUAACUGUUGUUGGGGUCAUAGUCCUUUUGGUGACUGUCAUGAAUUUCCUUAGGCCUUUUGUGUUCAGGCAUAUUUAAGUUUUGUUUAUGAAAUAUUAUCAUAUAAGUUGGAAGUUUGGCAUUGCAAGUGUUGAUUUUGAAAUUGUCAAUAAAUUUUGUUUGUGUUAUUAUUUCC
Messenger RNA from Quercus robur (English oak), 1674 nucleotides. RefSeq names its product putative UPF0481 protein At3g02645. The transcript has 2 exons. The record is from RefSeq and is a predicted model, not a curated record. NCBI's taxonomy places the organism in Eukaryota, Viridiplantae, Streptophyta, Magnoliopsida, Fagales, Fagaceae. The coding region runs from base 198 to 1577 and encodes 459 amino acids.